Molecule: messenger RNA, 3108 nt
Organism: Hippocampus zosterae (dwarf seahorse)
Lineage: Eukaryota; Metazoa; Chordata; Actinopteri; Syngnathiformes; Syngnathidae
Product: E3 SUMO-protein ligase CBX4-like
Exons: 5
Coding region: 29-1672 (547 amino acids)
Biological process (GO): negative regulation of DNA-templated transcription
Source: RefSeq, a predicted model, not a curated record
UCACGAAACGCUGCACUUGAAUGUGAAAAUGGAGCUUCCCGCCGCGGGAGAGCACGUCUUUGCAGUGGAGAGCAUCGAGAAGAAGCGUAGCCGGAAGGGAAGGGUUGAGUAUCUGGUCAAGUGGCGUGGAUGGUCCCCAAAGUACAAUACAUGGGAACCGGAAGAAAACAUUCUGGACCCAAGGCUACUUGAUGCUUUUGAAGACAGGGAACGUCAAGAGCAGCUGAUGGGUUAUCGCAAGAGAGGACCAAAGCCCAAGCACUUUCUGGUUCAGGUCCCUUCUUUUGCUCGGAGAUCCAGUCUACUCGCCGGCCGUCAUGAGUCUUCCCUGCAAGAAGACGGCUGUCACGACACCAGUUCCGUUCCAAUGCUGCGUCCCCAGAGCCGGCAGUGUCAGCUGAACGGCGAGAAACAUCAUCAGUUCCAGCCCAUGAGCCGAGAAUGUGAGACCGAGCAGCGUGCCAACGGCACCAAGUUCUACUAUCAGCUCAACACCAAGAAGCACCACCACUACCAGCCGGCUCUCCAGAUGCACGAGUCUGCGUUUGCGAAGCCAAGAGAGGUCAACGCCAGAGAGUUGCCCAUCAAGGGAUACAAUCUCCCCCCUGUGCUGCAGCAAAAAUGGUUCCGGGACAAGACUUCAGGCGUCCUGACCAAAGUAAAGGACAUCACCAUGGAGUUGAAAAAGCUCCCGGCCGACCUCAAUGGCCACAAAGAACAAGAGGAGGCAAAGCCGAAAGACCCCGCCUCGGCGCAGCACGACGGCGGCGUCAGUGGCAGUAAACUCAAAAUUGUGAAAAACAAAAACAAGAACGGACGGAUUGUUAUCGUCAUGAGCAAAUACAUGGAAAGUGGAACGGAGGACGCAAAGGUUACAAAUGCCGAAUCCCAGUCGGCGGAGGCGGACGACGCAGAAAAGCACCUCGAGAAGAUGAAGCUGGUCAAACAUCUCGGCCUCGUCAACGGAUUUGCAAAGAAACCCAAAGCCGACUCGGGAUUCACGGGAGAUUCGACCCAAAAAAGCAAACAGUCCGCCCAAACCAAACUUGCCGUGACAGAACAGGAUCGACAUUUUGAGGUCAGGGGUCAGUGUCCGCUUGCAGCCCAUCAGCCUUUACAAUUGACACCCAAGCCUAAUCUGGCCUCUUCGCCUCUGGACACCGGCGUUCCCGUGUUCACUGACAAAAAAACAACCCAGGAUGAAUUUCAAGGAUUAAAGCGACACCAUUCUGACAUUGACAAUGAGGAGCACGGAAGGAACAAGAGGUUGUUCAUCUCCCACCACACGCUCUCCCCACCCACCCAAAGCAUUCGCACGGACCAAAAUGGCCUCCGGGGUCCCUUUUCAUUGCAGCACUGUGACUAUGCUGAUCGUGAUCAUGCUCAAGAGGAGCCUAUUGACUUGAGCGUUGUUAAAUCCAGGCCUCGUGUCGCUGCUUCCGCUGGGAGCCAGCCAGAACGACACACACAGGAUGGAACGCAGACAGACUCGCAAGUGAAAGAGCAAACUGAAAGUCAGCCCCAGGCUGAAACCGAAAACAUUGCGAUUGUGGACACGGGAAAAGCGGAGACGGCGUUUCCAUCUUUCCAGCCGUUCCUCGGGAAUAUAGUCAUCACGGAUAUUACGACAAACUGCCUCACAGUUACCUUCAAGGAGUACGUUACGGUGUAACUGUAUAAAGGUACAGGAGACGUAUUUGUAUUUUCAGAGGCUAGAAUGUGCAAACGGAACCGGUUCCUAUGUCAUUUUGUAUAGCUCGGAAGGAAAAAGCAUCGGAAUUCUUUGCUCGGUUUGCUUAUUUCCUGCAUGACAUGUCAUAUGUCGUGACUUUAUCACAUGGAAUUUCAAACUUAGUUCAGAAAUUUAAAAGACGUAGAAUUAACUGAGGGCGGCCCGGUGGUCCAGUGGUUAGCACGUCGGCUUCACAGUGCAGAGGUACCGGGUUCGAUUCCAGCUCCGGCCUCCCUGUGUGGAGUUUGCAUGUUCUCCCCGGGCCUGCGUGGGUUUUCUCCGGGUGCUCCGGUUUCCUCCCACAUUCCAAAAAUAUGCAUGGCAGGCUGAUUGAACACUCUGAAUUGUCCCUAGUUGUGAGUGUGAGUGCGAAUGGUUGUUUGUUUCUGUGUGCCCUGCGAUUGGCUGGCAACCGAUUCAGGGUGUCCCCCGCCUACUGCCCGGAGACGGCUGGGAUGGGCUCCAGCACCCCCCGUGACCCUAGUGAGGAUCAAGCGGUAUGGAAGAUGAAUGAAUGAAUGAAAAAAGAAUUAACUGAAAAUGCACUUACAUUCUUAUUAAUGUUUUGGGGUUUUUUGUGCUCGCUACAGUCUACAUUCAAACUCUUGUAAAGAAUAUAGGAAUUAUAGAAAUGAUUGUAUGGAAGAAAAUUAUAUUGAAACAUGGUAACAACGCUGCAUGCGCGGGUGUGCGCGUGCGUGUGCAAAAAGUGUGUGUACAGAGACGGAUACAAGCUGUGUGGAUACUUGUUUAAAAUUUAAUAAGGAUAGCACCUUUUGUCAAUAAAUGUCAAUCGUAUUUUUGAGAAUCUGAACGUGUUCAAUGAAACGUUAUUAAUGUUGCUCAUGUUUUGAUUUGUCCCUGCUUCCGUUGUCUGAUAGUGUGCCUCGGACCACUGGUUAAGUCUCAGUGCAAGCAUUCAUUUAAUUUAUGUUUUGCAGGACUGCAGUGGGAAUUCUUCAUGCGAAUGAUAUCGCAAAUAUGUGCUAGUGGAACUGUGUUAGUCUAUCCGAUUCGUACCACCAGCUGGGCAGGCUAUCAGUUGACUCUCCACUCUCUGUGUGGCCCACACAUCUGCGCGGCGGCUUUAGCAUGUGUUUCGUAAGCACAUAUCUAACCCUUAUCGAAUAACUUUGAGAACACACGGUGUAAUAACAAAAGAUGAUACACGCAUUUAACAGAGAGAGGUCCUCUUGUGUCUUAAAUCCUGUUGUUCGAUGCCUCUCAUUUUCUAGGGGCAUGUUUUCACAAGAAUUAACCAUUCCAGCACAUGUGAUUUGUAAAGUGUGCAGUGAUGCACUUUUCAUGUUUUGUGGGCAGACGAAGUGAAUGCUUCCUUUACAGUUUUGCAAGAAUAAAAUUAUUUGCAAGUUCAA